GCCUGACACGGCAUCGAGAAAGAAGGCCGUCGGCGGUGUGGACACUGCAGCACAUACAUGCGAGCCCACGGCCGCUCCAUCUCUUCGUGUUCCUUCCACGCCGCCAUCGGACCACCGCAGCCACGCAACGCAUCAAGUGUUAGGACGAGGAGCCGCCUUGAAGAUUCAGCCUUCUCUAACCACCCGUUGACUGCGAAAGAUUGGAAAAUCCAACGGCUGUCUCUCUAACUUGCAAGAGUUUGCUGCUACCUGGAACACGACUAAAGGUGCAGUGGCGGUCAGACUGCUGUCCAGUCAGAACAAACCCGUCGCCAUGGAUAUGGAUGAGGAAGAGAACAUGAGUUCGAGCAGCACUGACGUUAAGGAAAACCGAAACCUGGACAACGUGUCCGGCAAAGAAGGGGUGGGUGUGGCUGAACAGCUGCCCAAUGGAAGCGGCCCGGGCAGUCGAAAACGCCCCCUGGAAGAAGGAAACAAUGGUCACGCACACUCCAAGUUUCGUGCCAAGAAGCGCAAGAAAACACCAGGACCGAUCCUACCCAAGAAUGCGCUGAUGCAGCUCAAUGAAAUCAAACCGGGUCUUCAGUACAAGCUUCUGUCCCAGACAGGACCGGUCCAUGCACCAGUCUUUGUCAUGACUGUAGAAGUCAAUGGACAGUUGUUUGAGGGCAUGGGUCCUACGAAGAAGAAAGCUAAACUGAACGCAGCAGAGAAAGCUCUGCGUUCCUUUGUCCAAUUCCCCAAUGCUUCGGAGGCCCACUUGGCCAUGGGACGAACAUUGACCGUAAACACGGACUUUACUUCAGACCAAGCAGAUUUCCCAGACAUGCUGUUCAAUGGCUUCGAGACACCAGCCGUGCCCGAAGAGUCCUUCUAUGUCGGUUCCAAUGGUAGCAGCUCAUUAAACUCAUUAGGGGAGUAUCCACUGCCCACACCGCCUGGCAGCAACCUUGUCCAGGCGCCACUGCCACCUCCAUCGGCAUUCAGCUCCCCCUCCAGUGGCAAAAACCCUGUCAUGAUUCUCAAUGAACUCAGGCCAGGCCUCAAAUACGACUUUGUGUCAGAAAGUGGGGAGAGUCAUGCCAAAAAUUUUGUGAUGUCAGUGACAGUGGAUGCACAAACAUUUGAAGGCUCAGGGCGUAACAAGAAGUUAGCUAAAGCCCGGGCAGCGCAGGCCGCACUCUCAGCUCUCUUCAACAUGCAACUAGACCAGACACCAUCCAGGCAGCCCAUACCCAGUGAGGGGCUACAGCUUCAUCUCCCCCAGGUUCUCGCCGACGCCGUCUCCCGACUGGUGGUGGAUAAGUUCAGUGAGCUGACUGAAAACUUCACCUCUCCUCAUGCUCGGCGGAAAGUGCUGGCAGGCGUUGUCAUGACAACAGGAACAGAUGUAAAAGAAGCACAGGUAAUUUGUGUUUCUACAGGAACUAAAUGCAUCAACGGUGAGUACAUGAGUGACCGUGGUCUGGCACUCAAUGACUGCCACGCUGAGAUAAUCGCCCGACGCUCGCUCAUGAGAUACCUGUACACCCAGCUGGAGUUCUUCCUCAGCAACAGCAAAGAAGAGAAUCAGAAAUCCAUAUUCAUACACUGUGACAAGGGAGGCUACAAGCUAAAGGACAACAUUCAGUUCCAUCUCUACAUCAGCACCUCGCCCUGCGGAGACGCCAGAAUCUUCUCCCCGCAUGAGGCCGGCGUGGAAGACCAAGGAGACAGACACCCCAAUCGGAAAGCAAGGGGUCAGCUCCGGACCAAGAUCGAGUCUGGAGAGGGCACCAUACCUGUGAGGACCAGCAAUACCAUCCAAACAUGGGACGGGGUGCUUCAAGGAGAGAGGUUACUCACUAUGUCCUGCAGUGACAAGAUUGCAAGGUGGAACGUGGUGGGCAUCCAGGGCUCCCUGAUGAGCUACUUCACCGAGCCCAUCUACUUCUCCAGCAUCAUCCUGGGAAGUCUUUACCACGCCGACCACCUGUCGCGGGCCAUGUACCAGCGCAUCGCAGACAUCGAGGACCUGCCCCAGCAGUUCACGCUCAACAGACCUCUUCUCAGCGGGAUAAGCAAUGCAGAGGCCAGACAGCCUGGGAAAGCCCCCAACUUCAGUGUCAACUGGACGGUGGGGGAUCAGGGCCUGGAGGUGAUCAACGCCACCACCGGCAAGGACGACAUAGGCCGAGCCUCGCGCCUCUGCAAGCACGCCCUCUACAGCCGCUGGGUGCGCCUACACUCCAAGCUGUCCUCCGUGUUGCGGAUCAAGGCCCCCAAGCCCGCCUCCUACCACGACGGCAAGCAGGCGGCCGCCGAGUACCACUCCGCCAAGGUGGCGCUCAUCAAGGCCUUCCACAAGGCCGGCCUGGGCGCCUGGGUGAAAAAGCCCAUCGAGCAAGACCAGUUCACGCUCGGCUCCUGAGGGGCCCGUUUUUACCAAGGGAUUGUGACCCCCCCACCCCUCCUACCACCCUCUCCCUCAACUCCUCUAAGCCCCGCCUCCCCCGACCCAGGUUUGAAAGAAAAACCCGCCGGGGACUUGUCCGCGUUUGCACGCACCUUCAAUCAAUGUGCAUCCUUUUUUCUUAAAACAUCCGGAAAUGAACCUCGCCGUCGUGUUUUCACGUUGUGUUUUUUUUUUUUUUUACCGACACGCUGGGUGCAACUGGAGUGUGUAGAAGACUUUGUGCGUUUGUGCAUGUUUGUCCUCCGAAACCCCCGCCUGCAGAGAGAACCUUACCGUGUCCCUCAUCAUGACGACUCCGUUCUAAAACGUAGUGCCGGGGGAGGGGGGGAACAAGUUAGUAGUAGGAACUAGCGAUCUUAGUAACGUUUCUUAAAAACGGCAAAGGUAGGACUUUAUUUUUUUCUUAACUUUUGGGAACAAAAGAGAAUUUUCGUGUAGACUUCUGAGUUGUUGUGGUCGUGUGUGGAUGUACCUUUAAAAAGGGGGAGGGUCUUUAAGCUUUUAUUUUUUUUUCCCUGUCCGUGUUGGCAUGUGUGAGGCGCAGUGAGGGAUUCAUACGGCCCCACUCCUGGUGGAUCUGCUGGAAAUGAUGGAAAGUGCCACUCUACAUAGUCAAAAGUUGGAAUUGCAACAGAACGCGUUUUAGGGCGUUUGACGCUCUAUUGCAGGGGUGUCAAACUCACGGCCCGAGGGGCCAGAUCUGGCACGUUUUAUCCGGGAUGAGUUUGCUAAGUCUAAAAAUUAACUUGAAAUUUUUCAAUGAAAGAAACGGCUGUUCUAAAUGUGUCCACUAGAUGUCGCAAUAGCAAUUGUUUGUAUCAUUGUAGACGUAUGUAAAGAAAAUAAACCACGUUAGUACAUCAGUCCAGGAAAAUGAUCAAACUACAUAAGUAACAUCCUGUAAUUUGAUUUUGAUAUUAUUUUUUGGUAACACUUUAGUAUGGAGAACAUAUUUUAAACAACAAAGACUUAAUUUUGUUAUUUGGUUAGGGUUAGGGUUAGGGUUGGGGUUAGUAAUGGUGAAUAUGUUCCCCACACUAAAAAAGGCAGAAAUCAGUACUUAAUAAUGACUAAUUAAGUUAAUAAGCAACUAAUUAAUGGUGGAUAUGUUCCCCAUACUAAAUAAGGCAGUAAUAAGUACUUAAUAAUGACUAAGUUAAUAAGCAACAAAUUAAUGAUGAAUAUGUUCCCCAUACUAAAUAAGGCAGAAAUCAGUACUUAAUAAUGACUAAUUAAGUUAAUAAGCAACUAAUUAAUGGUGGAUAUGUUCCCCAUACUAAAGUGUUACCAAUUUUUUUUAUCUUGAUAGAUUGAAAAUGAACACCAAUGAGUUGACCGAUAAACAUAAUUUAUUCAGAUAAUAUAAAUAAGGACAAAUAAAGAUAGAAUACUAUUAACCCCAACAUGUAAGUGUAAAAAAAAAACAUCAUGAUUUUCAAACAAAGAUAACAAUCUGAAGUUGUCUUUAUUUUUGUCAGCGUUAUUUUGUGAUGAACCCCAAGAUGCAGAGAAGGAGGCAGGCAUUGAAUGAGAAAACAUGACUUGAUUUAACACUAAAACACUAAGCAAGAACAAACAAAAGGGGUACAACAAAAAGCGCGCGCGAGGCGGAUAAUAAACUAAAAGAGCUAGCAUGAGAGCUGAAAAACAAAAGGAGCUUGGCAUGGAAGCUAGCAAAAACAAAGGAGCUUAGCAUAGAAGUCGUAACGUGUAGUACAAAGACGAACUGAAAGCAGGGAACAAAAGACAGUAAGCUACAAACUGCUACCGAAAUAUAGCUUACCGCUACGCUGCAAUGACACGACAGGAGCGACACGACACGAUCCGACAAUACAACGACAAUAAUCCAGCACAGACUGGAUGGGAAGGCAGGUUAAAAUAGGAGUGGGCUGAUUGACACCAGGUGUGGCCCGGUGCCGAUCAGCCACAGCUGAGGGGAAACAGAGCUCAGGGAGAAACACACGAAACAGACAAAACAGGAAAUACUACACACAUAGAGGAAACAAAGACAAAUGCAGAGGAAAAAACUAAACACAACCAAACUGUCAGGGACGAACCUGACAAUUUUUAAGUUAUCGUGCCGUGAUUUUCACCUGUACGGCCAACUUGGGAGUACAUUUUUCUCCACGUGGCCCCCCCAUCUAAAAUGAGUUUGACACCCCUGCUCUACUGCCAUCUGCCGGCUAAAGUGGAGAGUGCAAACCCAAAUUUUGUCACGUUUCACGUGUCGGGUAAACCGCGAGGAAUGAGGCCAAAUGAAUCCCUUUUCUUCUGUAGGUGUGUUUGUGUGCGUGUGUGUUUGAGGGAAGAGAACGAACGCCAGCAUCUUCCUCAAAAGGCAGCUUUCAGUCCACUUUCUAGAUUCGUGCUCGUUUGUCGUUCCUGAGGGAGAAAAGAUGCUCACUUUGUUUUGGUUUUAUAGAAUGUGUGUAACACUACGGCGGAAAAACAACAAAAAAAAAAAGAUCGGUUGAAUAUUUUCGUAUGUAUGAAAGUACAUACUUGUAUUUAAAAAGUACUCACUAUGCAAACGUUGCCCGAUACGGCGUGUUGAUCAUAUUUACCACACGCGUCCAUUCUGAUGUCGAACGCUGACGUCGCGUAAGCAUGUUCGUAAAAAAAACAAAACAAACAAAAAAAAAAAACAGAUGCAGGCGGAUUUUGAUAUCGAGUCAAUUGACGAUACCGGUGAUAUCGACGCCUUGUGAAACACAAGGAGCGAUGGUGUUCAUCGGGUGUGUGUGUCACUUUAAGAAAAAAAAAAAAAAAAAAAACAUGUGACCGAUACAGCUGCUGUGUCAUGUGACUGUUUAUCAGGAAGCUUCUUCGUGCUAAAUGUCGUCGGUUUCCAUCGCCAUCAUCAAACUAAACGAAAGUUUUAAAAAAAAGGACAAUUUACGCAGUUUAGGAUCAUUUUGAUCUUAUAGCAUCUGUUAAACAUUUGGCUCUUUGACCAGAAUUGUCCGUUUCAUAUUCCUUUCUGCGCAGGUAUUCAUGAAACAAUUAUAUUUGCGAAGUAAUAAUUGUACUUGCGGGUCAAACGUAGUGACUUUUUUGAUCCACUAGAGGGCAGAUGACCAUUCUGUAACAUUAACAGUAUCAGUGCAGUGUCAAUACAGCCAGUGAGUGUGCCACACGCUCAUCACCCAUCAUUAGAUGAUAUCUUUUACUUCAGUAACUGUAUGUGUUUACCUUUUAUUAAUGAUCAUGAUUGUUAGCAGAUUAAUUAAUUUGAUUAAUUAAAAUACAGAUAUGUAAAAAAAAAAAUAAACAAGGGGACAACAAAUGUGAUAUACUUGAAAAAUAAUUCAUGCAAGAAUCAACAUGGAAAUAUUGAAUUGGGAUUGUGUGUGAAAGACCAACACAAAACAGUGAAGGACACUAAAAUAAAUCAUUUCACAUUUUGUGUUAAAGUUUGGUGCGUAAAAACAUUACGCCCCUCGAAGCAAUUCGUAGUGAAAUUUGUGAUAAUCAGAGGUGGGUAGAGUAGCCAGAAAUUGUACUCAAGUAAGAGUACUGUUACUUUAGAGAUGUAUUACUCAAGUAAAAGUAAGGAGUAGUCACCCAAAUAUUUACUUGAGUAAAAGUAAAAAGUAUGCUGCGAAAAAACUACUCAAGUACUGAGUAACUGAUGAGUAACCUGUUCGUUUAAUGAUUCCAGCAACAAAUAAUGCACAAAAACAUAAAAAUAGCAAUGAGCAAAUUCAGAGCCAGGAAUAUCUCUUAAGCAACUAAAACAAUAUUAUAUAUUAAAUAAUACAUUAAAAUAAAAAAUGAAGGCAAAUUGAGCCACAAUAACUUAACAGCACCAUAGGCUCAGUAGGCAUUCAUUGAUUGAUUGAUUGAUUGAAACUUGUAUUAGUAGAUUGCACAGUACAGUACAUAUUCCCUACAAUUGACCACUAAAUGGUAACACCCCAAUACGUUUUUCAACGUUUAUCAAUUACUUAAUAAAUGACCAAGUCGAGGUGAUCUACAUCAUAUAUACAUAUUAUAUAUAUAUAUAUACAUAUAUAUAUAUAUAUAUAUAUACCUUUUAUAUAUACAGUAUAUAAUUUAUAUUUAUUUAUUUUGCGGUUUUUGUUCACAUAUUAAAGGUGUUUUAAUGAAUAUACAUGCAUGUUUAACAUAUAGAUUCCUAUCUUUAAUGAGGACAAGAAUAUAAGUUGGUGUAUUACCUGAUUCUGAUGACUUGCAUUGAUUGUAAUCAGACAGUAGUGCUGAUAAUGUCCCGGUUUUCAAAUGGUGGAGAAAAAAAGUUCCUCCUUCCUGUCUAAUACCACAUGAAAGUCGUUGGUUUUUGGCAUCUUAUUUGUCCAGCUUCCAUAUUCGUUUUUAUACACUUUACAAGAAAUACAUUGGCGGCAAACUCCGUAGCUUGCUAGCUUGUUUGCGCUGGCUUUCGGAGACUCUUAUUUUGUUAGCGCAGGCGUGAUGGAGCGGCAAUUUUAUUGUGAAGACAGGAACUGUGCGAUCAGUCUUCAGGCUUUUGACGGGAAGUACGGUUGAAAUAAAAAGUGUGUUUUUUCCUUUACACUUUUGAUUGCUUGGUUGAUUGAUUGAAACUUUUAGUAGUAGAUUGCACAGUAUAGUACAUAUUCCGUACAAUUGACCACUAAAUGGUAACACCCCAAUAAGUUUUUCAACAUGUUGGGUUCUACGUGUGACGGUCACGUGACCACCUGGCUCUGUUUGAUUGGUCCAACGUCACCAGUGACUGCAUGUGAUUGGUGAAACGCAAGCAUGCGUAGUUCCUACUUUGAAUGCGUGUCUGACAAAAUCAAAACAAACAAAACGUGCAUUAACAGAUCGAUAAAAAAAAAAAGUAGCGAGUAGCGAGCUGAUUGUAGAUAAAUGGAGCGGAGUAAAAGUAGCGUUUCUUCUCUAUAAAUAUACUCAAGUAAAAGUAAAAGUAUGUUGCAUAAAAACUACUCUUAGAAGUACAAUUUAUCCCAAAAGUUACUCAAGUAAAUGUAACGGAGUAAAUGUAGCGCGUUACUACCCACCUCUGGUGAUAAUUAUCAAAUGUUAUAUUCAAACAGAUUUUCUUCAUCACAAAACAGAUCCAUAUUACUGUGAUUAGACUAAAUCGUCAAAUAUUUCUACUUUCAAACAAUCAGGAACAGAUUAUAACUUGCAGUGCUGCUCAAACAGAGGAGGGCAAAUUGGAUGGAGUUGUUGAAGUGUGAUGAUAAUCUCCUUCCCUCUCUCAGUUACCAAGAAAAAUGUUGGUCAAUUCAAAAAAUAAUUAGUUAUUGAUAUUUUGAGUUCUAAUCAUAAAAACAGUUCAGUAAUUCAACAAUGAGCUCUGAGUUUAUGCGCUCACUGCCGAUCUCCGGUGUCUAAUUGGUGCGGUAUAAAACGAGUAAAACAUCAAUACAUGUUUUGUUUUCUAUUUUUUUGUUGAAACCCUCUGCUUUUUGAGAGUUACAAUGAACACAUUCAUAAAACCACGAGUUGAUUUAAUGUUACGAGAGAAAAAUAAACUUUUACGCAACUUACUCAAGAAAGCUGCCGCAAAUUCAGCAUUUUUGGCUGCACAAAUCACCAGGAAAAAAAGCCCGCUAAUUCAGAGGGGACACAAAUUCUCUAUGGGAUUUAUGUUUAGACUUUAACUGCUUUUUUCUGACACAUGAAAAUUUUUUUUUUUUUAAUUAUGUUAAAGUUCUGGAUUUAUGUUUACUUUCGAUAAAUGUGUCAACUUACCAUGUAUUCCGGACUAUAAGCCACACACUAAAUUAGGGAAGAAAAAAGUAUGUUACCGUACAUCAUACGUGGCAAAAUUUGUUAUUUAUACAGAAAGAUUUUGCAAAUGUUUAUUUACAUAACCUAUUUGUCUCCAAACGGUGUUUGUAACACGGCAGUAAAACGGCUGAUCAAACAAAACAGAAGUCAGCGCCAUGGACCAACUAGCUGUGAAAACUAGCUCUCCAAACAGCUUAACAGACCUAAUAAUUCCAUAAUGACGUUAUGGUGAAUUUACUGAGGAAUUUGUGAAACUGAAACCGGAACAAAAAUAAUACUAUUGUAAGUUAAUAAUACUAACACGGACACUUAUAAUUAUAUUAGCUAUUGACGCUAGCUUGAUUACAUUACGAUAGCGUGUACAAAUAUGCAUUUAAACACUCCUACAGACAUUACACAUGGGACGUUUUAGUUAGUACAAAUUGUUUUAGUUAUAUUGUAAAACUUACAAAAGUUUUUUAGAGUGAUGAAUGAACAAUCCAUACGAGUAGAAAAGCUAUGGACGAUUAGAAAACGGAACAGCACUCUACUUUCGGUUGUUUAAAGUAGUGGUCCCCAACCACCGGUCCCGGGACCAAUACCGGUCUGUGACACAUUUGCUACCGGGCCGCAGAGAAACUUUGAUAAUUUAUAAACGACUGCAUUUUCUCCAACUUUCGCCUGUCCUAAGCUUGUUUAUAGAUGUACAAUAAAACUCCUCAUAGGAAUUUUCCAUUUGUUAAAUUUUGGAUAACUUUGUGACAUGAUACAAUGCACAUUAAUAAAAUGUGAGAGAUUGUAGCCAAAAGGCUGAUUCCCAUCUGCAUCUCAUUGCAAAGAAACAAGUCCAGGGCUCCCACUAAUUCAGCAUUAUAGUGAGUUUUAUUUUUCAUGCACUUAUUUUUGCUGUAUUCAUUUGGCACAAGUGGAAAGCCGGUCCCUAAAAAUAAUGCCUACAUUAAACCGGUCCGUGGUGCAAAAAAAGGUUGGGGAUCACUGUUUUUUUAAAGCACUAACUGGAAGGACACUGCAACACCUGCAGUGAGUAAAUUUGACUAAAAGGUGGCGCCAUAGCCACGUAUUGUUUAUUAUUAUUACUACUUUUAUUAUAGCUGUCCGCAAUAAAAACCCAUGAAUCAGCCACUAGGUCUUAUAAGCCGCAGGGUUUAAAGUGUAGGAAAAAAAGCAGCGGCUUAUUGUGCGGAAUUUACGGUACUUUUGCUAAAGUUUUUAUGAAUUUGACUUUUGCAUGCCACACAUUAGGUUGUUUUUAUGUAUCAUUGUCCUUCAAUCUGUUAAUUGUGAGCUGCUUUGUGUUGGUCUUUUCACCGAAAAUGUAGGGGAAAAAACCUAAGGUAAGGAAUACUUGUACAAGAUCACAUCAUGAUAGUAUCAAUUUGAUACUGAUACCAUCCUUGGUAUCAAUAGUAUUGAUAUUUGGAUCAGUCCAGUUCCAUUAUGCUACAGCGUUACACUGAAUGUAAAAAAACAACAACUCCGCCUCCACAUGAAUUUAACCUUGCAUCAAACAAAGUUAUUUUUUAGUACCUAAGACAUUUUAAAAUCUACCAAAAUACAAAAAAAAUGAGCGCUUGUAUUGUCACAUCUACAGCAGGGAUGUUCAACUAAAUAUUUUUGGCGGCCACAUUUCCAGCAAACUAACUUCUCCCUUCACUAUUAGUCUAAAUGCGUUUAUUCCAGAAAAUCAGCGUCCUUUACAGUAGACAUUUGAUUUAUUUUGUCUCUGCUGUUUUUAAGGACCUUCAGCAAAAAAAUAAAUCCAGUCAAAGAUCACCUCUAUGACAGCAUUUUAUUGUUUUUAAGAAUCUGCUGAAAAAGUUUUUUAAACUGGACCAAUUGGAAUGAUGAAAAAGAGAGGACCUAAGAUGGAACCUUGAGGGACACCACUAGUUUAACGAAAUUAGUUGAGCACAUAAGUAGUAAACAAGCUGUAGCAACACCUUGCUUACAUGAUCACAUGAUGAAAAAUAUGUGUAACGGCCAAUAAAAGGGGAGGACUUAAAGGGGUGCCUUGAAGAACGCCUCAUUUAUGUCAAGCACAAGUUUGCUAGCAAAGUUCAAAUGUCAACGCAAGGAGUUUAACACUCUAACUGGAACGCGCUACAAUUUUUAGUUUAGUUAAGUUUAGUUAACCUGCUCAGUGGCCCUAUGGUUAGAGCCUCCACCCUGAGAUCGGUAGGUCGUGAGUUCAAACCCUGGCCAAGUCAUACCAAAGACUAUAAAAAUGGGACCCAUUACCUUCCAACUUGGCAAUCAGCAUCAAGGGUUGGAAUUGCGGGUUAAAUCACUAAAAUGAUACCCGGGCGCAGCCACCGCUGCUGCUCACUGCUCCCCUCACCUCCCAGUGGGUGUAACAAGGGGAUGGGUCAAAAGCAAAGGGUAAUUUCACCACACCUAGUUAUUU
This is a messenger RNA of Nerophis ophidion (straightnose pipefish), 10604 nucleotides long. It is a transcript of the gene adarb1b, whose product is annotated as adenosine deaminase RNA specific B1b. The transcript has 12 exons. NCBI's taxonomy places the organism in Eukaryota, Metazoa, Chordata, Actinopteri, Syngnathiformes, Syngnathidae. Gene Ontology annotation, cellular component: cytoplasm; nucleolus. Gene Ontology annotation, biological process: RNA processing; adenosine to inosine editing. The record is from RefSeq and is a predicted model, not a curated record. Gene Ontology annotation, molecular function: double-stranded RNA binding; tRNA-specific adenosine deaminase activity; double-stranded RNA adenosine deaminase activity. The coding region runs from base 314 to 2410 and encodes 698 amino acids.